AUGCAUGAGAAGCCGGGAGAUCUGAAUUUUGCAAAGCUCAAAGAAUUGAUGACCCAUACACUGUCUUCUCGCUUUGAGGUGGGACUGAUCGCUGGUUGGGACUCCACAAUGGGUUUUCCUGCCCUGUAUCGUGUGGACGGCAUUGGUGGUCAUAUCAGAGCAGCUGGCAUAUUGGCCACUGGAUCUGAAUUUAGGCAACUGUACUCUUCUCUGGACCUGAAUCAUUUGAAUUGGUUGAAAAGUAAUUAUCCUGAUGGGAAAUGUGAGCUGGACGAGGUUCUGGACCGCCCGUCUCACUACAGAAACUAUCUCAAUUGGUUUACUUGGUCUACACAUGAAGCUGCAAAGUUGGCCAUAAGAAAGAUAUGCUGGACUGCAGCUAAUGCUGAGCAUGGUUUCGAUUAUGUAACUAUGUUCUCUGUAGGAAGGGGUGGGGCGGAAGUCCUCUUUCCUGGCACACCAGUUGAAGAAUAUGUGCGGAACUGCUCGAGGCCUGCCAGACGUUUCAAGCAUUUGUGGAUUGACCCGCACCAAAAGAGGAAGUAA
Oldenlandia corymbosa var. corymbosa is the source of this 546-nucleotide messenger RNA. NCBI's taxonomy places the organism in Eukaryota, Viridiplantae, Streptophyta, Magnoliopsida, Gentianales, Rubiaceae. The record is from the annotation of a GenBank genome assembly.